Molecule: messenger RNA, 1050 nt
Organism: Caenorhabditis remanei
Lineage: Eukaryota; Metazoa; Nematoda; Chromadorea; Rhabditida; Rhabditidae
Exons: 6
Coding region: 1-1050 (349 amino acids)
Source: RefSeq, a predicted model, not a curated record
AUGACGGAAGUUUUACUAAAAAACAGUGAUGCAGUGGCGGCUGUGAUAAUCUAUCAAGAAAAACAAAGCGAUUCUUUGGAAAAUGCUUUGAUCCGUGUCAGUAACGUAUUGAAUAUUCGAUACAACCGUCCGUCGUUUGAUUAUCUCAAGCAUUGUCUGAAAAUAAAUUUCCAAGAAACUUGUAUUCAAAACAAUAAAAAAGAUAUUCACUACUGUAUUCUAUAUGAGUUCGUUCAAAACAAACCAUGGGGACAAUCAUUCAAAACAAUUCGAGAAGUUUUAGGAGAAGGAAUUGUAGAAUACGAAGAGUUCAAACGUUUGUUCAAAUGUUUCGAACGUGGAAUGUUUGAGAUGGAGGAAAACAAAUUAAGUGUCGAUGCUUGCCUGUCCAAUGUUUCGAAAGAAGUCAUGGAAAAAAUUGUGCAACAUUUGGAUAUAAAAGAUCGCACGGAACUCCGUAUUGAAAACCUCCCACCAAUCAUUUAUAAGCAAGGAAAGAAUGAAUGUAACGUCGAAUUCAAGAAUAAUGUGAAAACUUUGAUUGGACAACAUCAUUUUUAUCGUGGAAUAAUGGACGCUGGAACUAUCUUCGAAAAUAAAACAUUGGAAUUGGAAAGUUUGAAAAUAAGUUUCUCUUCGGAAAUUCGCAGUGACGGAAGAGCUGUGAUGGAGAAUGUCCUGUCUGAUUGCUCUGAAAUGAUGAGAGAAGUGGUGGAAUUGGAUCAAUGGAAUCUGGCAAUUGAGUUGGAUAUGUGUAAUACGCCUUUCAAACUUCCACUUCAAAAUUUGAUUCAUUUCAAGCGUUUCUCCGUUUUCAUGCCGAAUAUUUCGGAGUCUGAUGUUACUUGGCUCGCAAGGAUCCUCCCUGAAAACGAUACAUUCGAAUAUUGUUCCAUUAGAUAUCCUGAUAAUCAAUUGAAUUUGGAUCUUAUCAAUUUAUACAUAACAGGACGGCACAGCAGAGAGGAAUCUAACUCUCUUCUAGAAACCAACGCUGUUUUCGAGAUGCAGCUAGGAAACAAAUCAAUCGAUUUUUUCAGAAAAUUCUGA